AAAGUGCUUCUAACCCAAACGCAGUUGAUAACAACGUCCAAUACUGUUGCACCAAGUUCAGUGAAAAGUGCAUUUUAAGAGUCGCAAACCUAAAAAAAAUCGUACAAAUUCAAUCUAACUUUCAAAAAAUUGUGUUUAGUUUGUGUGAAGAAAAGUUCAAAGUCAAAAUGUGGUACAACAAAUUUAACUGGACUAUUUUGGUAUUUCUGGUGCUCUUUACACUCGUGACAGGCUCCUGCCUGGAAUAUGGACACUCCUGUUGGGGUGCACACGGCAAACGCUCGGGCAACAGGGCAGUAGUUGCAGCUAAGCAGGCUACACCCUAUGGCGAUAAUUUAGCUGACCAGCUCCUCGACAAUAACAACAAUAACAAUAUUAACCUUAUGGAUGACGACAGCAACAAAAGCGACAACAACAAUAAUAAUAAUAAGCUCAAUGAUUUGUUGCUGCCCUCAGCGGCCUUGCCACCACCAAGGGAGGAGGAGGGGGACGCAGCGUUGUCGCGUGAUUUCAACGAUGGAGGCAAAUGGAGGCAGCUGCUGCGCCAGCACCGCUACCAGCUGAAGCAGCUGCAGCGUCAGUUCGAUGCCACCGAUGCGGCUGAGAGUUGGCGCAAGUUGCAACAGGCGAUGGCCGAGGCAGAAAAACAGCGACGACAACAACAACAACAGCAACAGCUGCCAAUUGGCGAUUUCUUUGAACUCAAAAAGUGAACUUUGACCCGUAAUUGCUAAAUAAACAAACGAUACACACACACACACACACACAUGCAUACACACACUGAAACGAAAACAAUUAAACGAUAUUUAUGCCAUCAUUCCGAGUGAUCUGCACACAAGCCUCGCAUUGCAUGCUAUGGCCUAAUUAAUAGCACAAAUUGCGCAUACGCAACGUUGGUCAGCAGGCAAAGCGAAAAGAUACAUCUACCUAUAUAUGUAUACAUUCAUAAUAAAAUUAAAUGUAAUUGAAAAUAGGUUUUUUCUUUUGUUGUUUCGUCUCAUUGUUUUUUAUAUGUAAAAUGUGUAUUUAAUCUGUUAUCUGUAAUAUUUAAUGUUUAAUAUUUAAUUGUGCAAUUAUUAACCACACAUUAUAUAUAUGCAUUAUUCAUAUAUGUUGCAAGCACAAUAUUGCGUCACUGGCUGGAUGCCGCAAUAUUGACCACAGUUGUUUAAACAAUUCUAUAUUAACUUAACUAAUCGUUACUCUUAUCUACUUUAAUAAUAACAAAUAAAACUUAUAACCUUACGACGCGACUCA
Drosophila innubila is the source of this 1257-nucleotide messenger RNA. It is a transcript of the gene CCHa1, whose product is annotated as neuropeptide CCHamide-1. The transcript is spliced from 4 exons. Lineage: Eukaryota; Metazoa; Arthropoda; Insecta; Diptera; Drosophilidae. The coding region runs from base 168 to 713 and encodes 181 amino acids. Gene Ontology annotation, molecular function: neuropeptide hormone activity. Gene Ontology annotation, biological process: neuropeptide signaling pathway. The record is from RefSeq and is a predicted model, not a curated record.